Messenger RNA from Vespa crabro (European hornet), 909 nucleotides. RefSeq lists its product as uncharacterized. The transcript is spliced from 4 exons. Gene Ontology annotation, molecular function: acyltransferase activity, transferring groups other than amino-acyl groups. The record is from RefSeq and is a predicted model, not a curated record. Bases 210 to 869 code for a protein of 219 amino acids. NCBI's taxonomy places the organism in Eukaryota, Metazoa, Arthropoda, Insecta, Hymenoptera, Vespidae.
CUUCGUUGCAUGACCUUAGUAAGUAUAUAUAUACUGUGACAAUAAUUAAAAUUUUGACAGUUGCUUAGAAUUUUAAACACUAUAUACAUAGAACUUUAAUUGUUAAAAGAUCAACUAAUUUUAUUGUGUUCCUUUGGUUGAUUCAAUAUAUUUUAUAUAAUUUUUCAAUAUGCGAAAAUUUAUUCUUAUUAGAACUUAUAAAGAAGAAGAUGAAUCGAGGAUUUCCUGUGGUUUAUUGUAGUAUGAUUAUAUUUACGCCAGCAACUGUAUUAUACAUUUUGUUAUAUGUAGCGUUUUUGUAUGAAGCUAGACUUGUGGGAAAUGAAGUAUCUGAAAUUCCACGGAUUUACACAUCAGAUAAUUCUUCAUGUUUUUGGAUAGCGGAAGCGUAUAAUGAAUACUCAUUAAAUGAUCAAAAUCAAGAUCAGCCAUAUAUAUUCAUGACAGAGGAAGAAUUCAUUCAAUGUAAUAUUGAUGUAUCAGAAUAUUAUAUAGAAAUUGUAGGUAUCAUGUCAUUCUGUAGAAAUAACCUGGAUUCAACACUUGGUUGUAUUAAAAAUUUCUAUGUAAAGAAAAACUAUAGAAAGAAUGGUAUAGGAAGUCAAUUUAUGAAUCGAACUCUGUAUUUCGCACAUGAACACGGAAUUGGAUGUGUUAAAGCGACUGUUUCUCAAUUUCAAAAACAUCUUAUAAAUUUUUUUAAUACGAGAAAUUUCAGUAUCUAUUCAAGAACGACCUCUGAGGAAACAACAUUGAAUAUUUCUGAUUCACUACCGUGGUGGAAGAUGAAAAUUUUGCAAAAUUUUGUGUUACUUUCUUAUAACGUAUUUACAUGUCUUAAACUGUACUUAAUCAUAAUAUUGAUAUAAAUAUAAAACAACGUUAAUAAAUCAUUUUUUCAUAAGAAAA